GUUCGUCUCUAAUGGAGAGACGGGACUUGAUCAUCUGCAGAGUCCAAACCCACACAAACGCUAAACCACGGCAUCAGCGGAGGCGACGUACAACAGGAAAUUAACCGAGCAUUUUUGGAGAAUAUUUACCGGGACACUUACUGGAGGACAGACCGGGGUUUGAAGAGCAGCAAUGGUGACACGAUGAAACAAAGCGACGGUAAACACUGAGUCAUGAUGAUGAUCCGCCUUUAACCCAUGUUUAUCCCGGGUCUGUCCACCAACCCGGGACAAAUCUAUCUGUCCGUCAUCCGUCCAUAGAGCGGGGACUGUAAGGACAGACGUGUUUAGGUCUUGCAACUGCGGAAGGAGACGAGGGUCUAAACCUAGGAAUUCGUCUUCAUAGAGGACGUUGAUACGGAGAUACACUGGAAGACAGGAUAGACCUGUGGACAGACAGAGGACAACUAAUCCAGGAAAAACAAAGACGAGGCGUCCAGGAAUAGACUGGAACCACAGGUAAACUUUUGAUGUAAAGACAACGUCAUGGCAUCCUUGAGGUGCACCUGUCAACCCAUGUCCUACCUCCAAGUCCUGGUCCUGGUUCUGGUUGUGGUGCUGAUGGACUCUGUCGCUGCAGCUCGUUCUGACAGAAACAUGGUGUCAGAGGAGUUCGUCGGUGCCACAGUGAACACCACGGUGCUGGAUGCACGAGGACACACUGUCCAUGUGAUGAGCAGUGAUGACGGGACAUAUGGACAGAACUCACCCAAGGUGGACACAAGGGGUGUGGUCAUUGCACCAACACCACAUAAUGGAGUGGUGGACCGGCAGGGCUGUGACCCCAACACUCGCUUUUUGGUUCCCCCCCGUGGUGUCCAGUGGGUAGCACUGUUGCAGAGAGGAAACUGCACCUUCAAAGAGAAGAUCCUGAAGGCCACAGCAUUCAACGCCAGCGCCGUCCUCAUCUACAACAACUCUACGGACAAGACGGUCAAAAUGGGACAUGAAGGUACUGGUGACACUGUGGCGGUGAUGAUCACAGAGGCCUACGGAAAAGAAAUUCUGGCUCACUUGGACCGGAACCUGACAGUCCUGGUUUCUGUAGUAGUGGGGCAACGUGGUCCCACAAAGAACAUCAACCGAGGCUCACUCGUCUUUGUCUCCAUCUCUUUCAUUGUCCUGAUGAUCAUUUCAUCUGCCUGGCUCAUCUUCUAUUUUAUCCAGAAGAUCCGCUACACCAGUGCCAGGGACCGCAGUCAGGUACGUCGACUUGAUGAUGCAGCAAAGAAGGCCAUCGGCAAGUUGACAACAAGAACAGUGAAGAAAGGAGAUAAGGAGACUGAUCCGGACUUUAAUCACUGUGCUGUCUGCAUAGAAGCAUACCAGCUGAAUGACGUGGUCAGGAUUCUGCCAUGCAAACAUGUCUUCCACAAAGUGUGCGUAGACCCGUGGCUUCAUGAACACUGCACAUGUCCAAUGUGUAAACUCAAUAUUCUCAAAGCUCUGGGCAUCAUGACAAGUCUUCCCUGUGUGGACAGUGUGGUGUUGGACGUGGAGCGUCUUAGCAUUAGUCAGGCCUCCAGCAGCCAGAGGGCACCUUUGAGUGAAAGCAAUCAGCUGUCCAUCAGCAUGGAGCCUCUGAGUCCACCACAUCCUGAGAUCACUCCCAGGACACCUGCUGACAUUGCUAUUGCAGUGACCAGUGGCGGUCACUUCUUUAAUAGAAACUCAAUGUCUCCUCGCAGCAUUGUCUGUGAAAUGGAGAUGACAGACAUCCAGGCUUCACUGGAUCUCUAUGAUGACAAGUCAUGAGGCUCAUGUUGACCAGACUCGCACCUUUGCCCAAGAGGAGUCAAAUAACGACAACCUGAUUGUGUUUUUUUUUUUAGUUCAGACUGAAUGUGAACUCUGGAGUCUGGAUCUUGGCCUCUGGUUAGACUUUUUUUGGAAACGUUUUUUUUUUUAAACUUCUGGAGUGUUUCUGUGAUCCUACAGAUGGUCUUGGGUUCUUGGAAAACUGAGAUUUCCAUCAGAUGCUUCACCCCAUGAGGAUCACCUACAAUAUUUUUUUAAUUUAUCAAAGUGCUGCCUAAACGAGACACUCACAUUGAAGAAACAUUUAAAGGAAGUUGUCAAUAAUGAUGUUUCUGAAAAUUACUCUAGGGUGUUUGGUGCCUAGAUGGUCUGGAGUCUUGUUGAGGUCAUUGACUUGACAAAAUUCCAAGUUCCAAAAUUAUUCCUGGAGUAACUUCCGAGUGCCUAAAGGGUUCAUGGAAACGGUCUUUGUGUCUUAAAGGGUUCCAGUUUUCUUGAGAAGCUCUAAAGAUCUUAAACGUUCUGAAAUUAUUCCAUGUUUCUCUGGAAAACCAGGUUCAGAGAUUCUACACCUGUUACUACCCUCUGGACACAAAAGGCCCUGAUGAUGUCUAGGAGGAGGCCAAGGCAUUUAGCCAGACCUCAUGCUGCUGGACUACAGACUGAAGACAUGGGCCAGAUCUCCUUGUCUGUAUAUACUAACUAUAAACAGAGCCAGAAUCAGGGCUCUGGUCGUGAUUCUUUGGAGAAUCAAUCCUGUGAAUUUGUAGAACAAUAAAACUGUUCACGCUUCCGGAAACCUGAAUGACAUAGCUCUCAACCACAGAAGCCCAUUUAUACCCGGUGUUAAUGUCUGACUACCAUUGAAACCUGGUGUUAGUUUCCAAGGUCUAUUUACACGUAUGAUAUUAAAUAUAAGGAAUGCUUGUACUUGGUGUCAACUCCAGGAGCCAUUCCAAGUAUUUGUUUUUUAUUUCCUAGGGUCAAUAAAACCCAGUGUUUACUUCAUAAACAUUUUUACGCCUGCUGUCGACAUCCAGAUUAGGUGAUCUGAUCCACAAUGCACUGGUGUUAUGUAUGUCCGUUUACACAUGUAAAACCUGAGAUGGUUUAAACUUGGUGUGAGGAGGUUCCUGGCUGUAAAAAGAGAUGAUAAUCCUGUGAGAUGAGGUCUUUCAACUUUUCAAUUAAUUUUGGCCUGAAAACAUUUCACCACGGGGUUUCCUGAAACGAUGUACUUCUCCUUUAAAUUGUAGCUUUGUGUAGUAACCAGAUAUAAACAGCAUUUUAAUCAAUAAUCAAUUGAUUAAUCAAUCAAUAUCUCUGAUGUGUCUUAUAUACAAGGAUGCUCUGUGAAACACAUCAGCUUCUGUCUGUGUCACAUGGUAUGAUGGUGAAGAUGAUGAUGGUAAUGUGUAUUUUACUGCCUCAAUAUUAAAUGUCAUUAAAGUGUUAUCAUGUUUAA
This is a messenger RNA of Cynoglossus semilaevis (tongue sole), 3262 nucleotides long. It is a transcript of the gene rnf130, whose product is annotated as ring finger protein 130. Lineage: Eukaryota; Metazoa; Chordata; Actinopteri; Pleuronectiformes; Cynoglossidae. The transcript is spliced from 9 exons. The coding region runs from base 526 to 1794 and encodes 422 amino acids. The record is from RefSeq and is a predicted model, not a curated record.